This is a messenger RNA of Anneissia japonica, 885 nucleotides long. RefSeq names its product spindle and centriole-associated protein 1-like. Gene Ontology annotation, cellular component: spindle; centrosome; centriole. Gene Ontology annotation, biological process: regulation of centriole replication; metaphase chromosome alignment; mitotic spindle assembly. The annotation marks the transcript as partial. NCBI's taxonomy places the organism in Eukaryota, Metazoa, Echinodermata, Crinoidea, Comatulida, Comatulidae. The transcript has 8 exons. The record is from RefSeq and is a predicted model, not a curated record.
AUGUCAUUUCAAAGGAUCAACAAAAAAACAAAUGUUGGAACGAAAAAGAAGAGAACCAAGAAGCAACCAGCUUGGGAUGAUACAGUUUCAGAUCUCACAGUGCACAAAAUGAGCCCAGAUGAACAGAUAAGGAGGAAGCAGGUUCAUAUGUCAAGUAACCUUGAGGCAGUUAGAAGUGAAAAGGUGGCCAAGACAUUGAGAAAAGCUCGAACCAAUAGUUUAGAUGAUUCAAAAAGUGCCUUCCUGCGGGAGGUCCUCUACGACCAAGCGCAGCUAAGUGAUGUCAUCGCCCACAGUGAUCGUGUCAUGUCCGUAGUGAAAGACCUGUUUGCAGACGAUCCACGUCGACGUGAGGCCAUUCCAAACGUGACCCUUGCUCCUCAGAUCUCUAACACACAAGAAAGAUUGCAGGGACCAGUAUUUGUGCGGCCACACACAGACAGUCAGCUCACCACUCUCAGCGAGUCUGUAAUGGAUGCCUAUGCUCUGAACGAAGUCACCAGUUCUAGCCAAGAUUCUACAUUAGAACAUCUGUCUUCAGAUGAAGAGAAGGAGAAUAUUCCAAAAGACUUUCCUGGAAAGGUUGUUGACAUGGACAGGUUUCAGAGGUUCAUAAAAUCACAACAGAAAAAUGAUUCACAACCUGAUGUGCAGAUACUUCCUGAAAGAGGUCCAAGGAGCAAGAUCAUAUCUGAUAUUGGAAACAUAAGGAAAAAAAGUGGUGACAUAAAGACACCAGAACCAGGAGAUGUGUCAGUAGAUUUAACAGGUGAAACAUUGGCAAUCAAUGAUACUACAAAAGUGAAAAAGAAGAGUCAAAGUAGAAUAGAUCAGGAGCUGGCCAAUCAGAAGGCAGCGCAGAAUGAUGCGAAUGAUUUAACUAAG